AUUGGUGCAGCAAUGUUAGGGCAGGAUGCCAGGUGCCUUCUUGCGGUGGCUGCAGCUUCAGGAAUAGCUACCCUCAUCCUCAUCCUUGUUCAAGUGAAGGACGUUUAUCUGCCUGCAAGAACCAAGAUCUCAUGAGCAUCUUGUAUGUUUCCUCUCCUCUGUCCUUCUUCCCAGGGUUUCAUGUUCCUUCCCUGUUGUCUCUUUCAUUCUUACUUUUCUAAGACUGUUGCAAAACUACCACUUCCUGAUUUCCCAGCCUCCGAUAGCUGAUAGCCGGUGAACAGCCCCACAGGUUUGAGCCAUUCCACAUGUGUCUCCAACUCCUGAGAGCUCUGUGAAUGUCACUGCAGGGGCGUGAGACUUGUUGUUUCACACCUCACUUCCCUUUCCAUCUCGGAACUUUAUCUAACUGCAAAACCCAAGGAAUAGAAACAAAGGCCUGGUUAAAGCCGGGCUGGAAGGUCAAGCCUGAAAGUGCAAUUCUUUGGAUGCAAGAGCUGAGAGCACAUACAGCAGCCCUUGUGCAGCAGUGAGCUCUGUGACCUCAUCUUCCCUCCCGGCUCCCCCUUCAGUAUGGGAUGGUGUUUGAUGCCGGCUCCUCGCACACGGCUCUCUACAUCUACAAGUGGCCAGCGGAUAAAGAGAACGGCACCGGCAUCGUCAGCCAGGCUGAGGCCUGCACCGUGCAAGGACCUGGGAUCUCCAGUUACGCUGACAACCCCACUAGGGCCGGAGCCAGCCUGAGGGCCUGUCUGGACAAGGCCAUGACGAUCAUCCCUGUGGAGCAACAGAGAGAAACGCCCACCUACCUCGGUGCUACUGCGGGCAUGCGGCUGCUGAGGGAGCAGAACAGCACAAAAGCCGACCUGGUCUUUGCAGAGGUCUCCAAGACCAUCCGGCAGUACCCUGUAGAUUUCCGUGGCGCUCGGAUCCUCACUGGGAAUGAGGAAGGAUCCUUUGGCUGGAUCACAAUCAACUACCUGCUGGAGACACUCAUCAAGUUCUCUUUCACAGGGACGUGGAUACACCCUGAGGCAGCUGCAGUUGUGGGAGCACUGGACCUUGGAGGAGCCUCGACCCAGAUAACCUUUCACCCUGGUCGGGCCAUUGAGGACAACAACACUGAAGUCCUCUUCUGGCUGUAUGGGACCAACUACUCGCUUUAUACCCACAGCUACCUUUGCUACGGAGAAAACCAAGCCUUGAAGAAGCUGAUUGCAUCCCUCAGAGAGGAGAACCUCACCUCUCAGCAGAUCUCCCACCCAUGCUACCCUAGGGGAUAUGAGGAGAACGUCACUGCCGCUGCCCUGUAUGACAGUCCCUGCGUCCCGGCACCAGCUGCACACGACCCCAGCCAGAUCCUCACGGUGCGGGGGACAGGAGCCCCAGCGGAGUGCAAGAAUGCCGUCCAGAAACUCUUCAACUUCACAGCCUGUGGGGCCAACAGGACGUGCGGGUUCAACGGGGUCUACCAGCCGCCGGAUCAUGGGCAGUUCUUCGCCUUUUCCGGAUUUUAUUCAGUCUUCCACUUUCUGAACCUGACCAGCAGGCAUCCCUUGAGUGACGUCAGUGCCACCAUCGAGCACUUCUGUGCUAAGGACUGGAAGGAGGUGCAGAUGGUGGAUCCUGGCAUGAACAAGACCCGCCUGCAGGAUUACUGCGCUGCCAGCACCUACAUUCUCACCCUCCUGCUGCAAGGCUACAAGUUUGACAACGAAACAUGGAGCAACAUCCAUUUCCACUGGCAGGUGGCUGCUGUGGAUGUGGGCUGGAGCCUGGGCUACAUGCUGAACCUCACCAACACAAUCCCCUUGGAGGCUCCCAACCGAGUGAAGGGGCAGCGGCCUGACCUGUGGGCAGCGGCUGUGGUCACCACCUGCCUCAUGCUGGCCAUGAUCCUGUGGACAGGCCUGGCUCUGUGCUAUCAGUGGCCCCAUGCCACCUAUGAGACUAUGCUGUAGCUGGCCAGUGCUCCUCAGGCUGGGGCCCUGCUGCCAUCAGGAGUCACACGAGGCUUUCCCCAGACAUCAUGCAGUCCUGUGUGUUAGACGUUUGUGGCCUUACAACCCAGUGCCCCUACUUGCAGCUGGAGGCAGGGUCUGGGAGAGAAACCCCUCCCCAGGGAGGGUAGGAACAUUGGGUUUGAAGGACAAAUGGCAUCUAUUGGCAAAUUGGUGACACUUUUCAGUCUAAUCUCAGCCCUGUGAGCUGUGCUGGCUUCCUGCUCUCCCCCAGCCCCCUUUCCAGUCAGCAAGUCCUGCUGUGCAAACAGAGUCUAUCCUGAGGAGGUGCUGCCGCCUCCUGCAGAGCCCAGUUGUGGUGGUGUGUGUGUGUGUGUGUGUGUGUGUGUGUGUGUGUGCGCGCGCCAUGGCCUACUGGAUUUGGGGUGCAGGGGAAGUUGGGGCUGGUGAGGCAGGAAGCAUUGGCUAGAGUGCCAGGAGACUCCAGGGCAAGGCGGAGGGAAUGGGAGUAUGAGUCUCCUCCUGGUCCAGGGAGCACCGGCUGAUAUAUUUGGAAGUGCCUGGAUGCAGGGGCAGCUGCAGCAGCUCUGCAGGGGCAGGGACUUGCCCUUUCGUGGUCACUGACAAAGGGCUGGUUGUGGCACACGGGGUGUUGGCUACAGCCUGGGUGUUUGGGCCAGGCUCCAGACACUGCCCUGGCUCAGGGUUACAAAAGGUUAAUAUGGCAGUGGUCAGACUCUUUUUACCCUCGCUUAUACAUGUGUAAGGGAGAGAGGAGAGGCAGGCACAGGUGCCACAUGGGAAAGCCACCCUGGCAUAUGAGGCUGCAAGUUGUGGGUUGCUGUGGGCGUUGCACAAAGAACUCAAUUUCCCAUCAAACCCAGACUGGGUGCCUCUUCCCAAGCUGAUCAUUGUGCCACCUUGUGAUUGGCUUUCAGCCUACCUGUGACAGGCCCUGCUAAAGUGAGUGCCCAGCCCAGCUCCCUCUCAGGAUAAGUGAGUGCCCAAGCAGCAGGACAUGAGUUAAUUACCACCUGGAUCUUCUAAAGGGUUAUGGGGGCUCAGGCAGGUAACAACGCCCAGAAGAGGCCCCUGGAGAAAGAACUCCUCAGGGCAGCAGGCUAGGAAUCUACCCCUGGUGGCCUGUCCUAGGGAACAGGGGUGCUGGGGAGAGGAACUGUCCCCAGAAAAGGGGAGGGCUUCUGGGGAGGAGUGGGGACUGGUGAGGAAGCACAGCGGGAAAGGAAGCCAAGAAUAGGGUUGGCAGUUUAGAUGGACAUGUUCCUGGAGGUUUCAUCACAGACAUAAUCUUUAAUUACCAAUGAAUCAUGAUUUUCUGGACACUCAACAAUCCUGGAGGGUUGGCAGCCUGAACCAAGGAAGAGUAUUCCUGGUGUGAAAGGCUCCAAAAGCAAAGGGGUAUGAAUGCCAAGUCUCAUUGAAGCCUUGUCUCCAUAGAAGGACUUCACCAGGUAGCAGUAGGCUCCCCAGCUGAGAGGAAUUAGAUGCUGCUCUGAGGAAACCAGGGGCAUUGUGGUUUAACUGCUAUGUGGCCCUUGACCCAAGAGGACCGAGACCCUUCCUGAGCUGAUGACAAGUGGCCCUGACUCCAGAAGAGGGCUCUGAAUCAUGAGGGACUCACUAGUCAGGGACCUGGACAUAAGUGGAAUUGUUGGACUAAAAUUAAUGCAGCCUCUUCCUGCACCUUAGGAUACUGGGUGGAGGCCUAUUUGGGUAAUGGUUUGCCUUUGGGUUAGAUUAAACUAGACCCCUGAAGGGACACUGCUCACUAUACAUCAAUCUCUUUAGCCUUAUUGAAAGUCCAUUAGGGGAAACUGAGGCAGAGAUGUAAUUAUGGCUCUGCAGAGGGUGGGGGGGCCCCAAGUUUGAGGGCCCCCAGUACAUACUUCCAAAUAACUCACUAAACAUGCUUGUAAAUAAAAUGAAAAUCCUGUGCUCGCCCGUUCUUUCUGGGUACCCCCAACACGCUCACAAGCACAAACGCUGAGGGGCUGCAGCGUGUGGCUACUGCCCGACAGGCAGCCGGAGAUGCAGCAUUCCAAAGCCCUGGCAAUUCCAGGCGUUUGCAUGUGGAGUUGAACCUCUGAACAAUGCAGUGGAGGUGGAUGUAGCUUGUAAACAACUGUGCCAACUGGAGGAGUAGUUCUGCAUCAGUGACUGCCUUGUAGUUAAAUGUAACGGCCCAAGAUUAUUUGGGGGAGCUGGAGCAGUUUGGGUUCAGGGGUCAGUGUAAGAAUAGUGCAGGUCUGUGAUGAGGCCCACUAAGGUGUGUAUGUCCUGGCUGAUGAAUGCACAAUGUGUUAUGGUUUCAGGCUGCUACCUGUGCAGUCAUUAAACCCUAUGGGCUAUAGGAUGCAGGAA
This is a messenger RNA of Chrysemys picta bellii (western painted turtle), 4343 nucleotides long. Its product is annotated as ectonucleoside triphosphate diphosphohydrolase 8-like. The record is from RefSeq and is a predicted model, not a curated record. Gene Ontology annotation, cellular component: plasma membrane. Lineage: Eukaryota; Metazoa; Chordata; Testudines; Emydidae. Gene Ontology annotation, molecular function: hydrolase activity.